Messenger RNA from Periophthalmus magnuspinnatus, 3331 nucleotides. RefSeq names its product EMILIN-3 (gene emilin3b). The transcript is spliced from 6 exons. The coding region runs from base 315 to 2762 and encodes 815 amino acids. Gene Ontology annotation, cellular component: extracellular matrix. Gene Ontology annotation, molecular function: protein binding. Lineage: Eukaryota; Metazoa; Chordata; Actinopteri; Gobiiformes; Gobiidae. The record is from RefSeq and is a predicted model, not a curated record.
AGCACUCCGGGAGUCUACUCUGCCCCCGUCCCGUGCAUGCAUGCAGCUCCCAGUUUAGACACACUUCGGACUGGACCCUUCACCCCCACCUCCUGCACACCUCUGCCCUCUUCUCCUCCUCUCCUCUGCCUAUGGGCUAUUCACGUUGGUACAUCCCAAUCGGGUGCUGAGCUGGAGGAGAUGCUGCUUAUGCAUCGACUGUUUGGGCUCCCUAUCUCCAUCUGGGGCCUAUGAAGAAAACAACAUACAGUACAACUUCUGCAACUUAGCUCAGCUUUUCCUCGGAUUUAUCUACGCUUUAACAAACAAAAAAAAUGAGGACCAGGUCGUGUUUUGCACAGCUGUUACUUUUAGGAGCACUUCUAACUUUGGUGCACAGUAAAGGGACUUAUUAUGGAGGACAUGUCAACCCUUACUAUGGAAGCAGAUACAACCUGUACAAGGCUGGACUGAACCCUCAGCACUUGCCAAACAAACCAAUGUCAAGACACAAAAACCACUGUGCCUAUGUGGUCCAGAAGAACAUCACAUGUAUCAUGCAGGAUGGGGCCAUCCCGUUUGUGAAGGCCGAGUACACCACCAAGUGCAUCUGGGGCCAGAAGUGUCCCGUUGUUAUGUACAGGACAAUAUACAAGCCAAAGUACAAAGUGGGCUAUAAAACAGUGACUGAGCUGGAGUGGAGGUGCUGUCCUGGAUACUCUGGGGAGAGCUGUGUAGAGGGGCCAACGUCUGAGCCUGGGGUGAUUAUGCCUCCAUACAAAGGUGCAUCUCUGCCCCAUCGUCCCAGGGUAAAAGGCUUCCCCCACGGCCCCCGCCCCCCAGUUGACCACAAACCUGGAGAGGGACAAAUCGAACCAGGCAGACCCCUCCCAGGUGUGCCCGAUUCAAGGCCCAUACCGUCAGGACAACUGCCGACUGGCACCGGACAUACCUUUGGGGGAUCUGGAGUGACUGGUGAGCGCUUGGACCGCAUGGAGGCAGAUUUGAGGCGUCUUUCCCAUAGUUUGGACACAUUGAACGGUGUGGUGGUCGGACUGGAGGAGCGGCUGAGGACUUCACUGAGAGAAGACACCAACAAGAUCCUGGUGUCUCUGCUCCCAAACACGCCCCGAACCCCUGACUCCAGCGUGGGCUUCGGAGUGAUCCCAGACGGACGUCCAGACGGCUUAGAGGGCCAGGAGAGCUUCAACGGAUUUGGGGACCUGGCAGGAAGAGUAACAGAAGUGAGGGAUGAGCUGAGGGCCAAGACACACAUCAUAGAGGAGAUCCAGGGCAUGGUCCUUGGUCAUGAUGGUCAGUUGAAGAAGUUACUAGAAACCCCCAGAGGACGACCCAUCGCUGGCUCUAACCUGAACGUGGAGGAAAUCGUUAAUCAGAAGCUGGCUGGGGUGCGCUCUGAGAUCCUGGAUGGCUUUGAGCAGCGUCUGAUCGGUCUGGAGUCCCACUGUGACAAGAUGAUCAGCGAAGUGCAGCAGCAGUGUCACCGCGACCACAUGAACGGACAGGAGAAGAUGCAACAGUCUCUGGAUGGGAGGGAGACAGGACUGAGGAAGGAGCUGGGGACUCUGCAGGCUCAGAUCCAAGGACUCACCCUCACUGAGAGCUGCUGCGGACAGGUGAACAGCCUCUCCCAGCGCAUGCUCUUGCUGGAGGACUCGGUGAAGGGCCUGACGGAGUCGCAGAGGCAGAUGCAAACGGCACUGGCAGAUCAGAACAUCGAGGUGGAGACCCUGAUCGAAACCCGCUUCCUGGACAUCGAGAACCGGCUCAACUCCACCACAGAUGGCGCCACCAUCACCGCUGUGUCCGGGCUCCCCUCUGGGCUGGACGGCUUCAAAACCAUGCUGGAGGACAAGCUGAAGAUGCUGGAGGAGAAAGUGUUUGUGGCUGUGGGAGAGCUGAGCAAUGCCACCUCACCUGCUCUACUGGAGGGUCAGGUGAUCCCCGCUCUGGAGAUAGAAUCUGUUAAAAGGCGAUUUGAGGGUGAAAUCGGUGGCAUCCAAAAACAGCUCAUCGACUUGGAGCUCCUGUGCACCUCAUCUUGCGUUCCUUCUACCUCGCCAGCAGGGGGCAUCAAUGGCAAAGGGGUAGAAGACUGUGAGGAUGUGGAGAAAAAGAUGAAUGGUAGAUUAGACAAUCAAUCCAACCAACUUGAUCUGCUAAAUAACACAUUACAGAACUUGCUUUUCAAGAUUGCCCAAGAAGAGCUGGAAGGAUCAGUUAGUGGCGAGAUCACGCUACUUAAAGUCAACAUUCAUUCAGUAAACAAGACUCUCAGAGGGCUGAAAGACUCCAUAAGAUUUAUUGCAAGUGAGGUUGGACAUGCCAAUGCUACCUGGGAGCAGAGGGAGAACCAGAUAGUUAACCAGGUUCAAGGAAUAACCAAAGUAGUGGGUCACCAAGCUUCUCUCCUGGGUGCUGGGGAGAGGAGAUUAGCACACCUUAAAGGGGAGCUGGUAGCACUCAAAAGACGCCUAUCGGGUGAGCUUCAGGGCUGCAAAAGCACUGCACUGGAGGUGAAGAAGGAGGUCAAGGAUGUGGACAGUAGGGUAAGCCAGGUAGAGGGCCAGUGUAGCGGUUUGGGAGAGCUAACGGAGCAUUUGGAGCAGAUCCGUGAAGAACUAGAGCGGCAUUCGGAUACGUAUCUUGCCAAAGUGAAUGGUACUCUUACAGUACAUUCAGCACAACUGGCCGAACUCAAAGAUGAGGUCAAAGAGUGUAUCGCUAAGGAAGCUGCUGCGAGCCGAAAAGGUGACCAGUAGCAUGAUCAUCAGUGCUACAGAAAAAGACUUAAAAAGACUUCCUGUAUUGUCAUUUCAAAACCAGCACAGAUGCAGAUUAACUGAAGUAUUGAAAGAUAUGCAUAUGCUUCCUGCCCCAGUCUCCUAGUGCCUCCAGAUGUGUGGGGAAUUCUGACCAGCCAAGUGGAAAGAUCCAGAACACAAUAUAAUGUGCCUAUAUUGUGCAUAGUGAUGUUUUUAUAUGGGGCAUUUUCUGCUUGGACAAAUGUUAUGUUUUCAUACGUUUUCAUUUUUUUAACUUAUAUGAGGUGACUGCAUUGUGUUAUCAUGAUUAAGUGGCAAAUGUAAAAGAAUUGUGUAAUGUUGAUGCGCAAAAAAGACUAAUACGCUGCUACGGGUUUCUACUGACAAGCACACCAGAUCCGUGUGGACACUUUAAUAAUACUGUACUGUCAACUAUGGUGCUAUAUAUGUACAUUGUGUAUGAAUUAUAAUUGUGUUCCUGCUUUAAAAAUGCCUUCCAGGAUAUGUUGGUAUGUACAAGGAAUAAAGUAUCAAACUAUUGUGGUGUUUAAAAAAAACAAAACAAA